CAACAGUAUCCGUUGAGCAGUCACUCAGCAACCACCUCGCUCUCCUCCUCCGCUCUUAACGCUUGCAAGCACCCAAGUCCCACUCGAGUUCGAAAUGGCCUUCCAGGGAGUAUUCUACGCUGUCUUCUUUGCCCUCGUCGCCUCCUCUCUGGCUGCCGAGAAGAAGGAAAAGGCGGCUGAGGAAGACGGUCGUUUCUUCCUCACCGGGACUGGCAACAAUUCCAACACCUCGAUCACCGUCAGCAGCGAUGUCAUCUACUUGUUGGCAGUCGUUGCUUUCGGUCUGAUCGCCGCUGCCAUCGUCGCUGCCAUCGUCGGUGUAGGUGUAGGUUCUAGCACUGGCGACUAUAGCUACUCAGCUCCCACCUCCUACGCCGCCUACUCCGCCCCCGCCCCUGCCUACGAGGAGAGCUCCUACGCCGUGCAUCGCUCCUUGGAAGACGCUGCCCAAAAGUUCCAGUAGAUGGCCUUCGCGUCCGAUUAGGAAUAUUUACCUUGGUCCCCCCUCACCAUGGCUAAUGCUCCGUUUUCUUUGACGGAGUUUCCCCCUGUAAUGUUAUUUAUUUUUUCCUUUGGAUCUUUCUCGUCGGUUCCAUCGAAAGGCCGGUCAUGUUGGUCUUCUGACUGAAAUACGAUUACAUCAGACACGAGACGACGACGCUUGGCCUGUUUAAUUAAAGAAAAAAGAUAAAAAUAUAUAUAAAUUAUAUAUAUAUUAAUGGAGACUUGUGUGUGUUGGUAUGAUCGCGUAACUCUGACAACACUCGUGACAAGAGCUCAGUCUCUGGUAACAUACGUGACAGACCUUAAUUUUGACGACUUACAAGAGACACUCUGAUGUCCCUUUUGCACUGCCAACUCUGACGUACCUGACUUUAAAAAUAAUAUCUAUAUAAGGGCCACCCCCCACCAUCAACGUAGUUCUUCCCACGACUGACCAAUAGACAACAAGCGAGACAAUAUCGAACGUUUUAUGAAAUAUGAAUAUACUAAACUAUAUUUAUAUAUACUGACUCUACUGAACACAUCAGCAUGACUUCCCCGAUGGCUUUUCGCGACUUUCAAUGUUGACCCGUUAUCCUUGCGAGAAAAAAAUGGCCCAAAACACAACAUAUAUACAUGUAUUUAUAACUUAUCCAGUCCCCGUGUGUCCCACCCCCUCCUCCCCCUCCCUGGUGCCCCUGGAGGGUUUCAUCGUUCGCUCAGGAGGGAUUAGAGGUUUCAUUACUUCCUUCUGUGCCAUAAUGGUCCAUGUCGACCCGACCUUUGUUGCUCAGUGAACUCGUGGUUUCCAAAUCUUCACAGUAUCUUGCUUAUAAAUCUUGCAAUCCCUUUAAAAUCUACAGUAUCUUGCCUUUCAAUCUUACAAUCCCUUUAAAAUCUACAGUAUCUUGCCUUUCAAUCUUACAAUCCCUUUAAAUUCUUCAGUAUCUUGCCUUUGAAUCUUACAAUCCCUUUAAAAUCUUCACAAUGUCUUACAUCUACAUCUUGCAAUCCCUUUAAAAUCUUUCACAAUGUCUUACCUUUGAAUCUUACAAUCCCUUUCAAAUCUCCAAAGUGUCUUGCGAUCUUCCAGUAACUUGAAGAUAAUGGCAUCACACUUUUUUUUUUAAUCCCAAAGAACGUAGGAUUUUGGUCCCCGAGUUCGCCUCCGCUGCUGGUCGGUGGAGGUCAGUGAGUCCUUUUAUUUUAGCAUUUGUUCGCAUCUCCAUUGUCACUUGCACAUUUUUCUUACUGUUUUGCGCCAGUAUCACGGUAUUUUAGACCCAAUUGUUGUUUUUUUUGUUAUUUAUUUAAAUUAUUGUUUUAUAUAUGAGUGAUUGUAAAUAAAAUGUCUAAC
Messenger RNA from Penaeus vannamei (Pacific white shrimp), 1840 nucleotides. RefSeq lists its product as uncharacterized. The record is from RefSeq and is a predicted model, not a curated record. NCBI's taxonomy places the organism in Eukaryota, Metazoa, Arthropoda, Malacostraca, Decapoda, Penaeidae.